Molecule: messenger RNA, 1389 nt
Organism: Myripristis murdjan (pinecone soldierfish)
Lineage: Eukaryota; Metazoa; Chordata; Actinopteri; Holocentriformes; Holocentridae
Product: coagulation factor VII-like
Exons: 8
Coding region: 1-1389 (462 amino acids)
Biological process (GO): blood coagulation; proteolysis
Cellular component (GO): extracellular region
Molecular function (GO): serine-type endopeptidase activity; calcium ion binding
Source: RefSeq, a predicted model, not a curated record
AUGCGGCUCAGAGUCUUCGUCCUCGUCUUCGUCCUCGUCUUCGUCGUCUGCGGCGGCGACGCGGCUUCAGUGUUCCUGGAGCCACGGCGGGCGCUCGGCCUCCUGGUCCGGACUCGGAGGUUCAACUCGGGCUGGCUGGAGGAGCUGCAGAGAGGAGACCUGAGGAGGGAGUGUCUGGAGGAGAGGUGCUCGUACGAGGAGGCCAGGGAGGUGUUCGAACACACCGAGGCCACGGACGAGUUCUGGAAGACGUACAACGUGCCGGACGGCUGCCUCUCGGCUCCGUGUCUGAACGGCGGCAGCUGUUCCAGCCACGACGCCUCGUACAGCUGCUUCUGCCCGCCGCAGUUCAGCGGCCUCCACUGUGAGCUCGAGAACUGGAAGGUUCUGGAAACCUGCCUGCUGGAGAACGGAGGCUGCGAACAUUUCUGCGAGGAAGAGGAGGGACGGGGACGCAACUGCUCGUGUGCAGACGGCUACUUCCUGGACGGCGACGGGCAGAGCUGCCAGGCUGAAGACUCGCUGGCGUGCGGCAUGGUUCCCGUCCUGCAGGGUUUGGACCAAUCAGAGCAGCCGGAGGCUCGCAUCGUGGGAGGAACCGAGUGUCCUAAAGGUCACUGUCCCUGGCAGGUUCUGCUGCUGUACAAAGGCAAAGGCUUCUGUGGAGGAGUGAUUCUGAAAGCCUCCUGGAUCCUCACAGCGUCUCACUGCCUGGAGGACACCGACGUUCACUUCCUGCAGGUGGUCGCAGGUGAACACAACACGGAGGUGGACGAGGGCACGGAGCAGCUCGUCCAGGUCGCCCAGAUCAUCAGCCACGAAGGCUACGUGUCACGCACCGCCGACAACGACAUCGCCCUGCUCCGGCUGGCGUCGCCCAUCGUCUUCACGCCGUACGCCGUGCCGGCCUGCCUGCCGACGCGGCCGCUGGCGGAGCGCGAGCUGUGGGCCAUCGUCAUGCACACGGUCAGCGGCUGGGGGCGGCGCAGCGAGAACGGGCCGACCUCGCACCUCCUGCGGCGGCUGCAGGUGCCGCGGAUCCCGACGCAGCAGUGCGUGGAGGAGAGCGGCGUGCGGCUGACGGAGAACAUGUUCUGCGCCGGCUUCAUCGAGGGCCGGCAGGACUCGUGCAAAGGCGACAGCGGCGGGCCGCUGGUCACCCGCUACAGGAACACCGUCUUCCUGCUGGGCGUCGUCAGCUGGGGGAAGGGCUGCGCCCGGCCGGGCAACUACGGCAUCUACACCCGCGUGUCCAACUACCUGGACUGGAUCCACAACCGCACGGCCACGCCCACCACGCCGGCCACGCCCACCACGCCGGCCACGCCCACCACGCCGGCCACGCCCACCGACCACAGCGAGGCGCCAGCACACAACCUGACCACCUGA